UAACGUAAUAAAGCAAAACCUCGCACGCUUUGACAAACUCGCCCACACCUAAAAACUGCCGACUGCUGUAGUGUAGUGUAAUUUAUCCAAUCGAAGUUUUGGUUAAUGGAAAUUUGUUAGAUACAGGAGAAAAUAAAGAAAAUUUCUGGUUUCCAGUGCCUUUAGAGGAUUUUGAUAGUGUGACAAAUCCCAAUGCUGCCAUGCCUUUGGCACAGUUUGCAGACCCUUGGCGAAAGGUUCAAAUCAAACAGGAGACGGAGAACAACCCAGAAGAAAUGCUUGUGGAUGAUGUCGAAUCAAGCCAUCAAUACUGCAAUGAAGUAGACCGAGAAAUUGAAUUGACUGAUGUGACCAGAGAUGGAUACGAAAAAGCCGAAGCUUCGCAUUUUGAACUGCUCAAAGUUCUGGGACAAGGAUCCUUUGGAAAAGUUUUUCUCGUCCGUAAAAUCGUUGGAAGAGAUGCAAAUACAUUGUAUGCCAUGAAAGUAUUAAAAAAGGCCACUUUAAAAGUUCGAGAUCGCGUUCGAACGAAAAUGGAACGCAAUAUCCUUGCUGAUGUUCGUCAUCCUUUUGUUGUUAAACUACAUUAUGCUUUCCAAACGGAAGGAAAACUCUAUCUUAUUCUUAAUUUUCUCCGUGGAGGCGAUCUCUUCCAUAGACUGUCUAAAGAGGUUAUGUUCACAGAAGAGGACGUUAAAUUCUAUUUAGCUGAAUUGGCUUUGGCUCUGGGACAUCUUCACACCUUAGGGAUAAUGUAUCGCGACUUGAAACCUGAAAACAUUUUACUAGAUGCCGAUGGCCAUAUUUCUUUAACGGAUUUUGGCCUAAGUAAAGAGGCACUGGAUGACAAGAAAGCGUAUUCUUUUUGUGGCACGGUUGAGUAUAUGGCCCCUGAAGUCGUAUCUCGCAAAGGACACUCGUUUGCUGCUGAUUGGUGGUCGUAUGGAGUCCUUAUGUACGAAAUGCUGACUGGAACGCUCCCAUUUCAAGCUAGCAAUCGAAAGGAAACAAUGACGCAGAUCCUUCGAGCUAAAUUGGGAAUGCCAGGUUUUCUAUCUGGCGAAGCGCAGAGCUUAUUGCGAGCUCUUUUCAAACGUAAUCCAGACAAUCGAUUGAGCUCGGUCGACGAAAUCAAGCAGCAUCCAUUUUUUUCAACCAUCAACUGGGAUAAACUAUUGAAGAAGGAAAUUGAACCACCCUACAAACCAGCAGUUAGUCGAGUCGAUGAUGCAUUCUAUUUUGAUACAGAGUAUACCUCCAAAACUCCGAAAGAUUCUCCUGAAAUUCCGCCCAGUGCCACGGCUCAUGAACUUUUUCGUGGUUUUAGUUUUGUCAAUCCACUCCUCAUUCCAGAUGAAGGCAAUGGUAACACUAGUGCUUCUAAUUAUGUCGUUUCUGGAAGGAUGGUUGAUGCUCUCUUGGCUAAAAAUUUUUAUGCCGCCAAGCUGAAUUCAAUUGCCGAGGAUUAUGAAAUUCUAGAGGAGAUCGGAAUCGGUAGUUACUCUGUCUGCAAGAAGUGCCUGCACAAAGCCACUCGAGUAGAGUUUGCCGUAAAGAUAAUCGACAAAUCGAAGCGUGACUGCCAAGAAGAAGUUGAAAUCCUCUUUCGUUACGGAGGUCACCCAAAUGUAAUUACUCUUCGUGAUAUCUAUGAAGACGAGAGGUACGUGUACCUUGUAAUGGAGUUGAUGCGUGGUGGUGAAUUGCUUGACAGAAUUCUCAGACAGAAGAAUUUUAGUGAGCGUGAGGCCAGUAUUACAAUGUUUGUCGUUACUUCAGCUGUUCAGCACCUUCACAAAAAUGGCGUUGUUCACCGUGAUUUGAAACCUUCUAAUAUCCUGUAUGCAAACACUGAAGCCCAGCCGGAUUCGUUGCGAAUUUGUGACUUCGGUUUUGCUAAGCAACUGCGAGCAGAAAAUGGGUUGUUGAUGACACCAUGCUAUACAGCAAACUUUGUGGCACCUGAAGUAUUGAAGAGACAAGGUUACGAUAAGGCGUGUGAUGUUUGGAGUUUAGGCGUUUUACUUUAUACUAUGCUUGCUGGUCAUACCCCUUUCGCUAAUGGCCCACAUGAUUCUGCUGAUGCCAUUUUGCAUCGAAUUGGAGAAGCUAAUUACGAUCUUAUUUCAGGAAAUUGGAAUCAUGUCUCUUCUCCUGCCAAAGACCUCGUUCGUAAGAUGCUCGAUCUAGAUCCUGCCAAGCGUCUAACAACCGCUCAAGUAGUAGCUCAUCCGUGGAUUCAGCAACGCCACACUCUGCCAGAAAAUCAGUUGGCAAUGCAAGAUGCCCGUCUAGUUAAAGGAGCCGUAGCCGCAACAUACCGUGCCAUCAGUUCGUCGCCUUUAGCACCACAUUUAGCACCAGUUCAAACUUCACAAUUGGCCAUGCGACGACGUAAAUCACGUCCUAAAACGACAACAGAUGUUUAGGCUAGAAAGAAUUGUUUCUUUUCUAACUAUCAAACUUUGAGUGGUUAACCGUUGUCAUUCCAGUGUUUGUUAUUACAGAAGAUAUGCUUUCAAACUGAUUUUUUGCGCUGUUUUAGGUUUUUAUAUGUGCGUUGUUUUUUUCUCGUUUCAAUGUUCAAUUGUUCCAUCUACAAAUGCAUCACAUUUAAUUUAGUUUAACACACUUAUUUUAGGGUGCGAGGAUUAGUAGGUGAGCAAUGGGCUGUGCCAAAAGAAUGUCUUUUGUCAUUAAAACAAUGUAUUUUUUCUGAUGGUAAAAUUUUGCUUGAGUUUCUUGCUUUUCUCGUUUCUUCAUAUCGUUACACACAUCCUCCCCUUUUACGUGAUUGAAAUCCUGAUGUUUCUCCUUCAUGAGGUCCAAUACGGUUAGUAUGGUGCUUUGAAAUGUUGGUCACCUAAUGUCUCUUCAGCAUUUUUUUUUUCAUUUUGAAAUUCUUCCUUUGCAAUGGCCUCAGGUUUGUAUAUGAAAGAAUAGAAUACACAGUAAUGAUGAAAA
Messenger RNA from Daphnia pulex (common water flea), 2964 nucleotides. It is a transcript of the gene S6kII, whose product is annotated as ribosomal protein S6 kinase 2 beta-like. The transcript is spliced from 16 exons. Bases 201 to 2429 code for a protein of 742 amino acids. NCBI's taxonomy places the organism in Eukaryota, Metazoa, Arthropoda, Branchiopoda, Diplostraca, Daphniidae. Gene Ontology annotation, molecular function: ribosomal protein S6 kinase activity; magnesium ion binding; ATP binding. The record is from RefSeq and is a predicted model, not a curated record. Gene Ontology annotation, biological process: protein phosphorylation; intracellular signal transduction.